AUGAAUGCAGAAAAGAAUACGACUGCUGCACAUACAUCAACAUCACGAUCGAACUCUUGGGAUCCUCUCGAGUACUGUAGGAAGCACAACUUUUCUGUACAAAGUACUCCACCACUUUCGAUACGUCAAUAUGUCCGAUCUACAAUAAGAAAUAGUCAUGGCGAUGAACCAUGGAAACCAAGUGGCAUUUACCACGCAAAAAUUAACAAUGGUGACAGAAACUCAUCGAAAGCGUUGCCCCAUCUCAAGCCUGAACCACGAAAAGAGCCACAUCAAGAUUCACGAACUCCUUGGUUUACAGCGGGUAUUCAUCGUUAUGUAAAAUCAGCAUCACUGGAAACGAAAGAAAAAGAACGUCAAAGAUUGAAAGAUAUGAAAAAUAAACCUAAAAACAACACGCAACCACGAACUGUCGUGAAAGAGAGGAUACCCUGGCGACCAUCCGGUAACAGAAUCUUUAAGCCAGUGCCCUAUUUUGAUUGUCCAAGUCUCCGAUGGUCAAUGGAGGAUGUGAAACGCUCAAUGCCUGAGUUUCAAACAACAUCAACCAAAUCAUCAUGA
This is a messenger RNA of Adineta ricciae, 561 nucleotides long. The record is from the annotation of a GenBank genome assembly. NCBI's taxonomy places the organism in Eukaryota, Metazoa, Rotifera, Eurotatoria, Adinetida, Adinetidae.